UGGCUCGGUGCGCGGUCGUGUCGCCCGCCACUCUUCCUUCUGUUUCCGCUGAGCUGCAGCGUCGUGUUGAUGCGAGUCAGGGCGACUUUGGCGUCUGCGUCCGUGGUGGCAGCGCUGGGCCUUGUCAUACGCAGCCUCACGCAGGUUCUCCACCGCCUCCGUGAGGCUGAGGCAGCUGGUGCUGCUGAGGCGGCUCGCGCUGAUGCUGAGGCAGCCCGCAAGCAUGAGCUUGCCUGUGAGCUGCUCACGCUGCGCAAUCUUCUCAUCUCGACACCUGCCUCGGUGGAGACUCGCUUCGUCCCCGCGCCGAGCGACGUCUUUGUCGUCGGCUACCCGCGGUGUGGCACGACGUGGGUCAGCCAGAUCGUACACGCGCUGCGCACAGGGGCAGAGGUCGAGAAGACGAUGGCCUUCGGCGAGAUCAGUGAGGUCGUCCCGUGGGACGUCCAGGCCGAGGCGUGUGGCCAGCGGCUGAACUCGCCGCAGGUGGGCGUGCCGCGCGCCUUCAAGUCGCACGAGACGUGGGAGGCGAUCGCUAAGGCCGCGCGCUACAUCUACAUGGCUCGCGACCCGGUCGACGCCUUCCUCUCCUGCUACGAGCACCUGCCCGCGUACGCGAACCUCCUCCCCGGCGACCUCGAGCCGCAGCAGUUCGCGGACGCGCUGUUCGCCGGCGCCGCGCGCGCCGGCCAGAUCUGGCCGCACUUUCUCGGCUGGUGGAAGCAGCGCCGCAAUCCGGACGUGCUCUGGGUGUUUUACGACGACCUGCACGCGGACUUGCCUGGCUGCAUCGCGAGGGUGGCAGAGUUCCUCGGCCUCGCGGAGAGCGAGCCGGCCACGCUAGAGCGCACCGCCGCGCUCUGCUCCUUCGACUUCAUGUCGGCGGCCGACAACGCGCCGCACUUUGACGACCACUUCGUGCGCGGGCACGUGCUGCCGCGGAUGGGACUGCCGCGGGACCUGCCGGCGCGCGUCUCAAAGGUGUGCCACGGCGUCGUCGGCAGAGGCGCGCGCGAGCUGCCCGCCAGCGUCGUCGAGCGGCUGGCGGCGCGCUGGGCAGAGACGAUGGUCUCCGAGACGGGGUGCAGCAGCUACAGCGAGUUGCGAGAGGCGUACUCGCACGAGCGACCGCUGACGCCCGACACGGCGUACGCGCCCGACCGACCGCGCUUCUCGGCCUCGUGGUUCUCGCUGCCAAACAGCCUGAGCCCCGCCAGCAGCGGCAGCCACUGACGCGCCCGCCCGCGAGGCCCGCGGCUCCUUUUCAGCCUCGAGACCUCGGGACGCGCCGGUGCCUCGACGCGUCGAGAUGGAGGCGACGGAGCGACGGGCCUCGGGCUCGGCCACCAAAUUGAGGGGACCGCCGGAGCAGCCGCAAAGGAUGUUGCGCGCCCCUUCGGGGUCCGUGCCCCCAGGUUUCACGCAGCUCGCUAUGUUGCCGCGGCGGGCGCCUAUGUAAAAUUGCGCUGAAAUCAUGGCUGAAAUCAACUCCGGGUGAUAGACGACGGCCCCAUGCCCUACGAAGACGUAAGUAAGAGAGACAGAGAGAAAGAGAGAGUUUUUGGCAAAAAUAAAUUUUGGUACCUUUUUUGUAUUGUAUUCCUAACCU
Molecule: messenger RNA, 1609 nt
Organism: Emiliania huxleyi CCMP1516
Lineage: Eukaryota; Haptophyta; Isochrysidales; Noelaerhabdaceae
Exons: 11
Coding region: 70-1233 (387 amino acids)
Biological process (GO): sulfation
Cellular component (GO): cytoplasm
Molecular function (GO): sulfotransferase activity
Source: RefSeq, a predicted model, not a curated record